Molecule: messenger RNA, 780 nt
Organism: Daphnia pulicaria
Lineage: Eukaryota; Metazoa; Arthropoda; Branchiopoda; Diplostraca; Daphniidae
Exons: 3
Coding region: 1-567 (188 amino acids)
Source: RefSeq, a predicted model, not a curated record
AUGGAGGCUCAGUGUGCCACUGUGUUCAACUGUCGACAAUUUGUUUUUAUCGAUUUUAUUCACACCUACGUCGUCAGAGCAGUGCGACCACGACAAUAUAUAGUGGCGGAUGAAAACCAUCUGGGUCGUCGCUUGACUGGCAAACGGCGCCGUACGGCCGAACGUGGCCCCCGACUCUCCGUGCUGAGUAUCCAGGGCUCCGUAGUUAAAUGUCAAGUGGAAAUGAUGAAGCAAGAAACGGUGACGUUCAAAUUCGAUCAAGCUGUUACGGUUCUGGUCGGUCCGGCUGACGUGGCCAACCACCUCAUUAAACGUCGAUUGCUUAGUGAACAACAUGCGGAAAUUUUCAUCGAGCAGGUGGAGGAUAUUUUACGACAAUUGAGAGAGAAUCCGGAUGUCCUUUCUGUGGUAUCUAUACCUCCAGCCAAGCCGGCUGAUGAUUCAUUGUCACCUAACCGAUCAGACACGACGGCUGCUACAUCUACUUUCAGCGUUGUAUCAGUCGAAAGUGUCGAAUGCACGUCGAAAUGCCCGCGAUGGAUGAAAUCCCCCACCCCCAGGAUAUAGACACCCGAUAUUCCUCAAUUGGUUCCUGUCGCAGUCUUGGCUGCCAUUCCAGUUGCCGUUCCAGUUUCCGUUCCUGUCGUGGCUUAAUUCCAGUUGGAUAAGAUCUGCCAGUCUAGACGGAAGCGAUGCAUGUCACACGGGACCGAGCGACUCAGCCGUCUCGGCUGUCUCAGCAGCGCUUACUACUAUUCAAUUCCAACGAACAACAAUCGU